Bubalus bubalis (water buffalo) is the source of this 1755-nucleotide messenger RNA. RefSeq names its product transmembrane serine protease 12 (gene TMPRSS12). Lineage: Eukaryota; Metazoa; Chordata; Mammalia; Artiodactyla; Bovidae. The coding region runs from base 417 to 1523 and encodes 368 amino acids. The record is from RefSeq and is a predicted model, not a curated record. The transcript has 5 exons. Gene Ontology annotation, molecular function: serine-type endopeptidase activity. Gene Ontology annotation, biological process: acrosome reaction; proteolysis.
CUUCAGUUUAGACGCUCUUCCUUCUGGAAGCCUUCCUGGCCCUGGAAAUCUGAGCUAGCAGCGCCCUCCAGUGGUUCCAGCAGCUCCCUUCUUACCACAACAGUCGCACAGUACCCUCUAAGCAUGUAGAUCUGGCGCAGGAAGGUCUCAUCAGUUAGCGAAUCCGCAGACCCUGGCUGAGGGCGAGAUACUCCGUCUGUCCGGUAAGUAGAAUAACGGGGAGGCCUGAUUCAUCCAGGUUAUCUCGGCAGCCUCACAGGCCUCACGUAUGGCUUCUAGCCUACUUCACGUGCACAGCCCUUCCCCGCCGCCCCGCGCUUCGCCACUGCCUUCCACUCCCCUCUCUCCCACCUCGCAAACCACAUUAUCUAGGCCGCAGGCCCACGAGCUCGCGGCGAGGCGGGAGCCGGCAAGAAAUGCCUGCCGCCAUCUUGCCCACCAGGAGUUCAGACAUGGCGCUGGGGCUCCCGAGCGCAGCGCUGUUGUUUCUGGCGAGCGCUCUCAUAUGCUCAGAGCACUACUCGCUCUUCUCUGAAAGGAGUAGGCGCGGCUCCUCGUGGGAACAGGCUGGCGGUCUGGGGUGGCCUGAGGCCGUGAGUAGGAAGCCCAGAGGGCAGAAGGCGCGCAAGGCCCACGAACAGGAAGAGUUGGACGCAAAGGGCAAUUGUGGAAUAGCACCACUUAUGCGUAUGUUCAAGGGGUCUCGGAUUGUAGGGGGCACAGAGGCUCAAACUGGCGCAUGGCCAUGGCUAGUUAGCCUACAGAUUCAUUCUGGCAGAUUUGGUGCUCAUGUAUGUGCGGGAAGCUUAGUGAAAAAUAGAUGGGUCCUCACGGCUGCCCACUGCACUAAGGACGCUAGAAAUCCUGUAAUAUGGAGAGCUGUGAUUGGAACUAAUAAUAUAAAAGGGAGUGAGCCAUACAGCAAGAAGAUCAAAGUUAAUGCAAUCAUUAUCCAUCCAGACUUCAACAUGGAAUCUUAUGAUAAUGAUAUUGCACUUUUUCACUUAAAAAAAGCAGUGCGUUAUAAUAAUUACAUUCAGCCUAUUUGUCUACCUUUUGGUGUUUUCCAAAGACUAAACAAAAACACAACAUGUUUUAUAAGUGGCUGGGGAAGAACAAAAGAAGAAGGUAAUAUUACCAAAGAGUUACAUGAAGCAGAAGUGCAUUAUAUUUCUCGAAGUUUCUGUAAUUCUGAGAGGAGCUAUGGGGGUAUAGUUCCUAACACUUCAAUUUGUGCAGGUGAUGAAGAUGGAAUUUUUGAUUCUUGCAGGGGUGAUAGUGGUGGACCAUUAAUGUGCUACCUACCAGAACGUAAACGAUAUUUUGUAAUGGGAAUUACCAGUUACGGAUAUGGCUGUGGUCGAAAAAAUUUUCCUGGUGUCUAUAGUGCACCAUCCUUCAACCAAAAGUGGCUGACAGAGCAACUCUACCAAUCAAGCAAUAAAGGCAUACUUAACAUAAAUAUUCUACUUGGACAGGUCCUUAUAGCCUUAGGUUCUGUUGUCUUACUUGCAACUCCAUAAAAAAAUUCUGAAGAAUCUUUAUUUUGCAUCGUGUCCCCUUCCAUGUUAUACAUAAUGAAAAUCAUUUAUUCUUUUGAUAAAUAAUUGCCCAUUUUAGAGUUCCCAUGUGAACAUUUUUUGGAAUAAAAGGACUGUGACAUAUUUGAUAAGUGAUUACAAAUUUGGCACUCAAUCACAAUCUUCCUUGAUGUAUCUUCUUAUACUUUAUAAUCAUAAUUUUGCAUUUGGAAUA